Molecule: messenger RNA, 504 nt
Organism: Suillus discolor
Lineage: Eukaryota; Fungi; Basidiomycota; Agaricomycetes; Boletales; Suillaceae
Product: kinase-like domain-containing protein
Exons: 10
Coding region: 1-504 (167 amino acids)
Biological process (GO): signal transduction; peptidyl-serine phosphorylation; endocytosis
Cellular component (GO): nucleus; cytoplasm
Molecular function (GO): protein serine/threonine kinase activity; ATP binding
Source: RefSeq, a predicted model, not a curated record
AUGCUUAUAUAUUUUCGCAUUUUUGGUCUUUUUGGCUAUAUAUUUUCGCAUUUUUGGUCUUUUUGCUUAUAUAUUUUCGCAUUUUUGAUCCUUUUGCUUAUAUAUUUUCGCAUUUUUGGUCCUUUUGGCUAUAUAUUUUCACAUUUUUGGUCUUUUCAUGAGUCUCUUUUUUUCUUUUACUUUCGUGGCCAUGGGAUUGUUGUGUUAGAACAUCUUGGGCAUAACCUCAAAAAGUAUAUGAAAUCCUGCGGAGGAUCUCUUCCCAUUGGUGAGGUCUAUGUAUUGGGGAAAGCCCUUGUAAAACUUUUCCAAGAUAUCCAUGACCAGGGUGUCAUUCAUUGCGAUGUCAAACCUGAAGAUAUCCUUCUCUGGGUUAAUGGGAAGUUGCAACCUUAUUUGGUGGAUUUUGGUCAUGCGAAGCUCUACCACGACCAGACCAGGAAACACAAGCUGAGAUCAGUUAUGUGGAGGAUCCAGAUUAUUCAUACCUGGAGAAUAUCCUAA